AUGCCAGCAUCCCGUCUCGUCUCCCUGGCAAAGGACAAGUUCGGCCAUGACAGAGUGGUUGCCAAUGAGUACAAUGCUGUCACAGAGAUCAUCACAGGGCGAUAUCAUCUAGAAGAAGCAGACCCAGAGGUCAGCGCAGACGUUCAGGCAGGGUUAGCAAACAAGGGCAAGACACUCGAACAGAUAGGCUAUGACCCAGAUAAGGAACUGGCAAAGAUCAACGAGCAAUACCAAACGGAGGCAGAGAAAGCGAGAGACAAUGAGAAGCGCACAGGCAGGAAGCGCAAACGCGACCAGACCUCCGCAGAAGAUGGCGACAUAGAUCUCACGGACAUUGCGAACAGACUACCGAAGCAUCCCUGCUCUGGGCUCUUUUGCUCGAACGGGUUUGACUGGCACGAUGGCAAUGCCACGCCCAUCAUUGACGAAAUAAUGAACUCCAUCGAGGACCACUGCUCGGCACACGACGGUCCCAUCACCAGCAAAGGCCGCAGCCGUAAAGGCAUCAAAUUCAGCCUCACAAACGAGUACCUCCGAGUCGCAUUGCAGAGUAUCUUCAAGAGCGGACAUCGACUACGCUCCCGCAUCGAGGCUUCUCUCGAGCGUUUCAUCCGCUUGAACCUCGACGCCUUUCCCGAAAUGAGGACUCGCCUCAAGCCACUGCCUUGCGGACCUUACGACGAUACCCUCAAGAUCUUACCGGAGAAGGACGGCCUGGCGCUUGACUUGCCCCUGACUGUCGACAAGGCAGAACAAACCGCCGAGGCCAUCUUCGAUGCCGUAGAGCGGCGGUUCAAGCGAGAGGCACCCGAGUCGGCGCGCUUCAGGGAGCCCAAGGGAACGAGUAAGAAGGAGAAGAAGCGGCGGAAGCUGACUGGAACCUCGAAGAAUGUCAGCCUCGAGGAGAAGUACUCGCUAGCGCCAGUGAAGGAGGAUGAUGAUGGGAAGAAUUUCAAUUUCAAAGAUACGCUGAAGGCUUGCUUUGCGGGGCCGCAUGGUGUUUUGGAGGCAUUGGAGGUGGAAGUGUACAGGCUUGCCGAGCUUGAGCACAAGGCGUUCCCGGAGCUGUCGGGCUGGCCCACGCCUUGA
Molecule: messenger RNA, 1089 nt
Organism: Fulvia fulva
Lineage: Eukaryota; Fungi; Ascomycota; Dothideomycetes; Mycosphaerellales; Mycosphaerellaceae
Exons: 3
Coding region: 1-1089 (362 amino acids)
Source: RefSeq, a predicted model, not a curated record